CCACGAAAAAAGCGUGCCAAAAUUAUGAGUGCUUGUGGAGAAUGUCGACGUAAAAAGACAAAAUGUAAUGGAGAACAACCUUGUCGUAAUUGCCAAAAAUCAAAUGCAACUUGCAUUUAUCUUACAGCUGCUCAAUUAGAUGACAAAAGAAAUCAUGGACCCUCAAAAGCAGCUUUAGAAGCUAUAGAAGAUAGACUAAAAGCUAUCGAGGACAUGCUUAGAACUAUCUUACAGUCUCAUAACACUGAACCACAUCAUAUGAAUAGAUUACCUUCUAUACAUGACCUUUCAGCU
Molecule: messenger RNA, 294 nt
Organism: Cokeromyces recurvatus
Lineage: Eukaryota; Fungi; Mucoromycota; Mucoromycetes; Mucorales; Mucoraceae
Exons: 2
Biological process (GO): regulation of DNA-templated transcription
Molecular function (GO): zinc ion binding; DNA-binding transcription factor activity, RNA polymerase II-specific
Source: RefSeq, a predicted model, not a curated record